AGCUGUCGCUAGCCAAGCCAAAUCAGAUGAGCAGACAGUUUGGUGGGAGAAGGUCAAGCGACUGCACGAUGGGGCUCUUCUCCUUCAUCGGACGUAUGUGGGCGAAUUAUCCCGAGCACGUAAUCGGGACUGCCGUGGUGCUUGCAAUGACCCCGUUCGGUCUACGAGCUGCGUACAAAACGCACCACAGGCCCUGGUACUACAGGACAGAAUACACAGUUAUCAGGGAUGAUGACCCGUACGCAAAGGUUCUGGAGGAAGCCUACAAGGACUUUGUUCCCCACAAGCUUCCCAAAGCCUAAUGCACCAGCGUAGAAUCCUUGGCUCAUCUCUGUAAUAAAUAAAAGCUUCGUGUUAUGUU
Dermacentor silvarum is the source of this 361-nucleotide messenger RNA. RefSeq lists its product as uncharacterized. Lineage: Eukaryota; Metazoa; Arthropoda; Arachnida; Ixodida; Ixodidae. The transcript has 4 exons. Bases 27 to 302 code for a protein of 91 amino acids. The record is from RefSeq and is a predicted model, not a curated record.